This is a messenger RNA of Drosophila nasuta, 1100 nucleotides long. It is a transcript of the gene epsilonCOP, whose product is annotated as coatomer subunit epsilon. NCBI's taxonomy places the organism in Eukaryota, Metazoa, Arthropoda, Insecta, Diptera, Drosophilidae. The transcript has a single exon. Gene Ontology annotation, molecular function: structural molecule activity; protein binding. The coding region runs from base 105 to 1025 and encodes 306 amino acids. Gene Ontology annotation, cellular component: COPI vesicle coat. Gene Ontology annotation, biological process: intra-Golgi vesicle-mediated transport; retrograde vesicle-mediated transport, Golgi to endoplasmic reticulum; endoplasmic reticulum to Golgi vesicle-mediated transport. The record is from RefSeq and is a predicted model, not a curated record.
AGAAAAAUCUAAGUGGCAACUUUACGACUGAAAAGCCAACUCAGCUUAUAGUUUACAUUUCGCUUUACCACAGAAAAUCAGUUUAAUUUGCUAAAAAAAGAAAUAUGAGUCGAGCGCAACAUAACGACGACGAUGUCAACUCAUCGCUUUUCGAUGCCCGCAAUGAAUAUUACAUUGGCAACUUCAUGGGAUCGAUUAACUUUGUGCUUCCGGAGCAAGGAACCGCAGGUGCUGAAUUACUUUCCUACAUGUAUUUGUCAUAUUUGGCCAUCGAUUCGGGUCGCAUAAUUGCCUCCGACAUCAAGGAGAACAACACGACACCCUUAUUGGCACUGCGUCUAGUGCACGAAGCAUUUGAGCAGCCGUCGCGCACCGAGGAGCUGCUGGAGAAGCUCACUGACAAGGUGGCCAGCGAGGAAGAUGAGACAAACAUUUGGCACAUUGCCACCGCCAUCGUUUACUGCUACGAUGGACAGUUUGAGAAUGCUCUCAAGAUUCUGCAUGGGUCCACCAAUCUCGAAUCAAUGGCACUGUCUGUUCAAUGCUUGUUGCGACUGCAGCGCGUCGAUCUUGCUAAGCAGCUGGUGGCCAAGAUGCAGGAGAUUAGCGAUGAUGCAACGCUUACGCAGUUGGCGCAAGCUUGGGUUGCCUUGGCGCAAGGCACGGAGCAAAUGCAGGAUGCAUUCCACAUCUAUCAGGAGUUCUGUGAAAAGUUUAAACCAACUCCAGCGCUUUUGAAUGGGCAGGCUGUUGUGCAUCUCGGCUUGGAACGCUAUGAGGAGGCAGAAGCUGUGCUACGAGAAUCGCUGACCAAGAAACACAACGAUUACGACACACUGAUCAACAUGUUGGUGUUGGCGCACUUGACGGGCAAGUCGUCGGAGACGAUCACACGUUACUGGGAGCAAUUGAGGCAAUUCCACCCAAAGAGCGACUUCAUCACUGAUUUAGACAAGAAAUCGGCCGAGUUUGAUCGCCUCUGCUUAGAGUAUGAGCCGAGUAGCGAGCAAUUGCUUGCCGUCUGAAAGAAUAUUCUAUUUCCAAAAUAUUACUACAUUCAUGUAUAAAACUUUAUAUUCAUUAAAUUACAAAAUACAGAA